GGGAUACCCGAGCGGGGGCGGGGCAGCGGGGGCACCCUGCACCGCUCCGCCGCCUCACGCCGUUGCUGAUCCUCCCCACUCAGGUGACGUGAUGCCCGUUGUUUUGGUCCGCCCGACCAAUCGGACGCAGCGUCUGGAUUCUACGGGAGCCGCGAUGGGCCCUUCGUGGCGGCAGCAGGACUCUCCCCUGCCGACCAUAACGCAUUGCGCAGGGUGCACCACCGCCCGGUCCUCCUGCGGCUUUAACGGCGCCGGCAUGGACGCGCCGCGGCAGUUCCUGGCGGGGUUUGACCCCGAGCAGCAGCAGCAGCAGCAGCAGCAGCAGCAACAACAACAGCAGCAGCAGCAGCAACAGCAGCAGCAACAACAGCAGCAACAACAGCAGCAGCAGCGCCCGCCGCUGCCGCACUGUCAGCAGCGGCAGCAAAACCAGGAGAAGCAAAGCCUCCUCCAGCAACAGCAGCAGAGCCCAUGCCUCCAGUGCAACAACUGCGCCUACUACGGGGCUGCUGCGGCAGCCACGGGGGAUAACCUGCCCCUGCUGCUCCGCGCCUCCUCGCCCCUCUCGGGCGCCUUCCGGACUCACUCUUCGCCGCUGUCGUCCGCUGCCUCCUCCCGGCAGGGCAGCCAACUGAACGUCAACGAACUCACCCCUUCCAGUCAUGCCGGUUCGUCUAGGCAGCCUCAUCACUACCCUCAGUACCACCAGUGCCAUAGCCUGCAGCAGCAGCAGGCAGCCAGCCCCAGCAGCAGUGUCAGCAGCGGCAGCACCCACUACAACCACCAUCAUCAUCACCACCACCACCACCACCAGCAACGCCGGGAGAGCAACCCUUUCACCGAAAUAGCCAUGAGCAGCUGCAGGUACAACGGCGGCGUCAUGCGACCGCUUAGCAACCUGAGCUCGUCCCGCAGGAACCUGCACGAACUGGACUCGGAGUCGCAGCCGCUCCAGCAGCCGCUCCAGCCGCCGCUCGCCAGCCCCGCCGCCUCCGGCACCCCCGCAGCCCCGGAGAUUGUGGUUUCCAAGCCCGAGCACAACACUCCAACAACCUGGCGCUCUACGGCUCCUCCGGUCCCGGCCCCGGCCCGGGCAGCACCAACAACGGCGGGGGCAAGUCCAAAGAAGAAGAAUCAGAACAUCGGCUACAAGCUGGGGCACCGUCGAGCACUCUUCGAAAAGCGCAAGCGCCUCAGCGACUACGCUCUCAUUUUCGGCAUGUUCGGUAUCGUCGUCAUGGUCAUCGAGACCGAGCUUUCCUGGGGCGCCUACACCAAGGAAUCACUGUAUUCUCUCGCUCUGAAAUGCCUUAUUAGCCUCUCCACAAUUAUCCUGCUCGGGCUCAUCAUCGUCUACCAUGCAAGGGAAAUCCAGUUGUUCAUGGUGGACAAUGGAGCAGAUGACUGGAGAAUAGCCAUGACUUAUGAGCGUAUUUUCUUUAUCUGCUUGGAAAUACUGGUGUGUGCAAUACAUCCCAUACCUGGGAACUAUACAUUCACAUGGACAGCCCGGCUCGCCUUUUCUUACGCUCCUUCCACAACGACAGCUGAUGUGGAUAUUAUUUUAUCUAUACCAAUGUUCUUAAGACUGUAUCUUAUUGCCAGAGUUAUGCUUUUGCAUAGCAAACUUUUCACUGAUGCCUCAUCUAGAAGCAUUGGAGCAUUAAAUAAGAUAAACUUCAAUACCCGUUUUGUUAUGAAGACUCUAAUGACAAUAUGUCCAGGAACUGUACUGUUGGUUUUUAGUAUCUCAUUAUGGAUAAUUGCUGCAUGGACUGUCCGAGCUUGUGAAAGAUACCAUGAUCAACAGGAUGUUACUAGCAACUUCCUUGGAGCAAUGUGGUUGAUUUCAAUAACUUUUCUAUCCAUUGGAUAUGGUGACAUGGUACCUAAUACAUACUGUGGAAAAGGAGUCUGUUUACUUACUGGAAUCAUGGGUGCUGGGUGCACUGCACUGGUGGUAGCUGUGGUGGCAAGGAAGUUAGAACUUACCAAAGCUGAAAAACAUGUGCAUAAUUUCAUGAUGGACACCCAGCUAACUAAAAGAGUUAAAAAUGCAGCAGCCAAUGUACUCAGGGAAACAUGGUUAAUUUAUAAAAACACAAAGCUGGUUAAAAAGAUAGACCAUGCAAAAGUGAGGAAACACCAACGCAAAUUCUUGCAAGCUAUUCAUCAAUUAAGAAGUGUAAAAAUGGAACAAAGGAAAUUGAAUGAUCAAGCCAACACUUUGGUGGAUCUGGCAAAGACUCAAAACAUCAUGUAUGACAUGAUUUCUGACUUAAAUGAAAGAAGUGAAGAUUUUGAGAAGAGAAUUGUUACUCUGGAAACUAAACUGGAAACUUUAAUUGGUAGCAUUCAAGCUCUCCCUGGACUGAUUAGCCAGACAAUCAGCCAGCAACAGAGGGAUUUCCUCGAGGUUCAGAUACAAAAUUACGAUAAGCAUGUUGCCUACAGUGCUGAACGAUCACGAUCUUUGUCAAGAAGAAGGAGGUCAUCCUCCACAGCACCACCAACUUCAUCAGAGAGUAGCUAGAAGAGAAUAAUUUAACCACAAAUAAAAGACUUUUUUGCCAUCAUAUGGUCAAUAUUUUAGCUUUUAUUGUAAAGCCCUAUGGUUCUAACUGGUGUUAUCUGGGUUCUGAUGUCAGAAUCCUGGAAACCUGAACACAUUUUAGGCCAAAAUGAGUGAAAAUUUUUUUUCCUUCCCCCCUCCUACUCUCAGAUGCACAGUGAAUGCAGCUAUUAUUCCUGCAAUUUCACUAACUUUCUAUUCAUGCACUUCAAACAAACUUUACUACUACAUAUAUAAUGUAAUAAAGUUACUUUCUGCAUAUAGUUGCUUGGUUACAUGGACUUAAUAACUUUAAAAACGCUCACAAUCAAAAGGGUUAAUUAGACAUUUUAAGAAACAAAAUUGAAGCUUAAUAAUUACAGCUCAGUAUGAAAACUAAUUCUCCAAACUUCACUUGCAGUGGAGGGGGAAAAAUACCCUCAAUAUUAAUCUAACAGUGUGCUAUAUAUGUAUAGUCAUUUUAAGAGGUCACUGACAGCUUCUAUUUCUGAAGUGAUUAAUUAAAAAUACAGUUUAUCCUAGAAAAUAUUAAGUAUGCUGUGGGUUUUUAAAAUCUUCUUAGGGCUUUUGUUUAACAUGCAUUUGUACACAAACACACACAUACACACAUAGAUAAUAUAUAUACAUAUAUACUUAUGUAUAUAAAAUUAUUUAUGCAAUGCCCAUGGCAAAGAUCUUUUAAACUGACUAUUUGUAAAGGUACUGGCAUGCAAAAGGCACAGGUGAAGUCUGGCUCUUUAUUCAGAGGCUCAAAAUUCUACCAGUCAAUUAUGUCUAGACAGAAGUGUUGCUUUCAAGCUAGAAGUCUCCCAUCAAUUCUAUUAAGGUUUUGAAAGAGUUAGGUUGCUACUUUCUUCACUCCCAUGUUUGUGUUUAAUGAUUGACACACAGACUUAUAGUAUACACAACUGUGUGAUGGCAGCACAGUGUUCUGUAUACA
This is a messenger RNA of Dryobates pubescens (Downy woodpecker), 3512 nucleotides long. It is a transcript of the gene KCNN2, whose product is annotated as potassium calcium-activated channel subfamily N member 2. NCBI's taxonomy places the organism in Eukaryota, Metazoa, Chordata, Aves, Piciformes, Picidae. Gene Ontology annotation, biological process: potassium ion transmembrane transport. Gene Ontology annotation, cellular component: plasma membrane; neuronal cell body; neuron projection. The record is from RefSeq and is a predicted model, not a curated record. Gene Ontology annotation, molecular function: small conductance calcium-activated potassium channel activity; calmodulin binding.